This is a messenger RNA of Selaginella moellendorffii, 1774 nucleotides long. Its product is annotated as enolase 1, chloroplastic. The record is from RefSeq and is a predicted model, not a curated record. Lineage: Eukaryota; Viridiplantae; Streptophyta; Lycopodiopsida; Selaginellales; Selaginellaceae. The coding region runs from base 199 to 1680 and encodes 493 amino acids. Gene Ontology annotation, biological process: glycolytic process. Gene Ontology annotation, molecular function: magnesium ion binding; phosphopyruvate hydratase activity. The transcript has 8 exons. Gene Ontology annotation, cellular component: phosphopyruvate hydratase complex.
GUUUCGGGUCAAAACUUGUGAAUGAACGGUCGGCCGGCUUGUGGUAAGCUAUGGCGGAAGAAGAGAGAGAAGAGGAGCCACUCGGCUUGUCUGUGAUCGUAAAGAAAGGACGGUAACAUUGGUUGAAUCGUCGGAGCCACAGACAGCGCGAUCAAACAGCUGUUUAGCGAGACAGCAGCAGCAGCGAGAAAGAGCAAAAUGGCGGCUUGCGGCACUCGUCUUCUUCCAAAGUCCUCCUUCCUGUCUUCGGCCAAUUCGUCCUCCUUUCUGGGUGGUUCGUCGGUUCCUUGCGCCUCUUCUCCUUCCUCGUCAUCGUCCAAGCUCGGCAGCAGCAGGUGCAUCAAGGUCCGAGCCGUCGUUGCAUCGCCCACUAAAGUUCAUGCGGAGCCGGCCACCAAGAUCAAGUCGAUCAAGGCAAGGCAGAUAAUUGACAGCCGAGGCAACCCAACAGUGGAAGUGGAUCUGGUGACUGACCGGGUGUAUAGAUCAGCAGUUCCCAGCGGGGCCUCCACCGGAAUCUACGAGGCUCUUGAGCUCAGAGAUGGUGAUAAGACCGUCUUUGGAGGCAAGGGAGUGCUCCAAGCUAUUGCCAACAUCAACGAUGUCAUCGCACCAAAGCUCGUUGGCGUGGAUACCAGGAACCAGAAGGAUGUGGACAACAUUAUGCUGGAGCUGGAUGGGACGCCAAACAAGUCGAAGCUUGGAGCGAAUGCCAUACUUGGUGUCUCCCUGAGCGUGUGCCGAGCCGGGGCCGGAGCUAAUGGCGUUCCUCUCUACAAGCACAUUCAGUCCAUUGCUGGGAUCAAGGAACUAGUCAUGCCAGUUCCUGCUUUGAACGUUAUCAACGGCGGCAGCCAUGCAGGAAACAAGCUUGCAAUGCAGGAGUUUAUGAUCCUCCCGGUUGGUGCUAGCUCGUUUGCCGAGGCCAUGCAGAUGGGAUGUGAAGUUUACCAGGUUCUGAAGGGAAUCAUAAAGAAAAAGUACGGCCAAGACGCAUGCAAUGUUGGUGACGAGGGAGGUUUCGCUCCAAACAUUCAAGACAACAGAGAAGGUCUUGUUCUUCUGGUUGACGCCAUUGAAAAGGCGGGAUACACUGGCAAGGUGAAGCUGGGUAUGGAUGUCGCUGCAUCCGAGUUCUAUAAGUCUGGAAAGUACGACCUGGACUUUAAAGACCAGUCCAGCAGUGGAAAGAACAUAUACACGGGCGAGGAGCUGGGAAAUCUUUACAUGGAGUUCGUGAGGGACUUCCCGAUUGUGUCCAUUGAGGAUCCGUUCGAUCAGGACGACUGGAGCUCGUGGAAGAACUUGCAGUCUCAGUGCGACGUCCAGCUCGUCGGAGAUGAUUUACUGGUGACGAAUCCCAAGCGGAUAGCCGAGGGAAUCAGCAAGAACGCUUGCAACGCAUUGUUGCUAAAGGUGAAUCAGGUCGGCUCCGUGACUGAAUCCAUCCAAGCAGCUUUGGAUUCAAAAGCUGCUGGAUGGGGUGUUAUGGUGAGCCACAGAAGUGGAGAGACCGAGGACACAUUUAUUGCGGACCUGGCUGUUGGACUCGCUAGUGGACAGAUCAAAACAGGAGCUCCGUGCAGGAGCGAGCGCCUUGCAAAGUAUAAUCAGUUGCUGCGCAUCGAGGAAGAGCUUGGAAGCGUUUGCUACGCAGGAGAGAACUUCAGGAAACCAUGACCGAGGCCAGGACUUUCUUUUUGUCCGACGGCGAGCUAAGAAACUUUUCCUGCUAUGAAAAUAAACCAUGCAACUUGCGAGACUUGCAAAACCA